Molecule: messenger RNA, 1530 nt
Organism: Musa acuminata AAA Group (dessert banana)
Lineage: Eukaryota; Viridiplantae; Streptophyta; Magnoliopsida; Zingiberales; Musaceae
Exons: 2
Coding region: 230-1150 (306 amino acids)
Source: RefSeq, a predicted model, not a curated record
GCAGCUGACGGCUUUCCCUUGGCCUCCACAUGACCGUCUUCUCGCCCCUCGCAUCAAAUCGAGCGUUUGUCGACGCUUUAUUCCUUCGAAACCGACGAAGCACGCGCAAGAAAAAGAUAACGUCCGUGUCUUCCCAUCUCCGAUGCGCUUUUGUCCCCUCGCCCGAUCGCACGCCUAGGUUAAGAGCUUCUCUCCUCCGUCGCUCUCCCUAUCCUUCGACCAGGCCGCCAUGGAAGAGCACUCUGACUUCCGCGACUGGGAGAUGCUCCUCGCCUCUGAGGCGGGAGAGGAUAUUAAGCCCUUACAAGCGUCGUCGGAGGACUCCGAAGACGGCGCCAUCAAGUCUGAUUACUUUACUCUCGACUCCCAGAUACGGUAUCAGAAAGGUGCUUCCUUUGCCCUUGAGGGGGAGGAGGAGGAGGAGCAGGUCGAUUCCGAUAACCCUAGCUGGAUCGACCCAGAAUCUGACUCCAGGUAUCUCGAUCGGCCAAAGGGGGAGGUGGAUUUUCCCGUGAUCGAGUUCCGUCGCAAGGAUUUGGGCGGGUUUUGGUCGGAUGAGUCGUCGGACGGGCAAAGGUCACUUUUUGGUAGCGAAAAGGAGGAAUUUAGCGCCGGAGGUUUGGAGACUGGAGAGAGGGCCGAUGGAGAAGAGGAUGUGAAAGCAGUGGGUCCCGAGGGGAUUGUUGGGAUCGAAGGGACAGAGAUGGGAGCUGAAAUUCCUGACGAAGUGGGAUCCGAUGAACGUGCGAAGACUGAUGAGUGCUACAGUUCUCCAGUUGAAAUGGGCGCUAAGAACAUUCGGUCGGGGAACGUUUUGAAUGGGGGACGAGAGAAGAAAGGGAUGGUUUGGUGGAAGUUUCCAUUUGAGAUUCUAAAGUUUUGUGCUUUCAAGGUGAAGCCAGUUUGGUGUAUCUCCAUUGCUACGGCGAUCUUAGGGGUUUUCAUGCUCCGAAAACGAUUGUAUCGGAUGAAACAAAAGACUAUAAGUAUUCCUCUCAAGGUCAGCCUGGAUGAAAAGAAGGCAUUCCAGCUGAAAGUCAAUGCAUCCCGUCUCAAUGAAGCUUUCUCAGUUGUGAGGCGCGUCCCGACCAUGAGAGCCUCACUACCUUCUGGUGGCUUGAUCCCAUGGUCCGUGGUGGGUCUUCAAUGAGGUGCAUUACGAAUCCACGGAUGGAGGUGUUCCAAACUAGUCACUGGAAGACACCCCCCUCAUCCAAUAUGCAUCUACUUUUUAUGGAAGCCUGGAAACUCUUAUUACUGAAAACAUAUGUGUGUUCUAUAAUCUCACGUAAGCAUAUCAGUAGAUUUCGUAUGGCUUGUAAGCAUUGUUUAUAUGUGAAUGAUGGUCUCUCUUUGAGAUCACUAUAAGUUCUCCAUGGACUGUAGUCUUUUCGCUAGUUGAUUGCAUCUGCACAAGAAUGAGACUGUACAAGUGCAUCAGGUGUAUCAGAUACAGUGUUGGUCAUGUAAAUCACAUGCUUGCAAUUUGCUGUAAAAUUGUGGUAUAUGGAGUUCCAUAAUGUUUGCUUA